AUGUCUGAGACUUUGGUGACUGUUGCUGAUUUCGAAAAGUUGGCAGCUGCUAAGCUGUCAAAAUCAGUUCGCGAAUACUUUAAUUCUGGUGCAAAUUAUAAUCAAACAUACGAGGACAAUUGCAAUGCAUUUAAAAGAUAUCGUCUAAGACCUCGAUAUAUGAGGGAUGUUUCCAAUUUUGACUUUAGUACUACGAUACAAGGACAUCGAGUAGCUUCUCCAUUAGGAAUAUCAUCUAUGGCACAAUGCAAGUUAGCUCACCCUGAUGGAGAAAUUGGCCUAGCUAAAGCUGCAGAUUCAGUCAACUGUUGUUUUUCAUUAGCCAGCAUGGCGACCACAAGUAUGGAUGAAAUACGAACUGCAGUCCCAGAUGGAUUACAUUUCUUUCAGAUCUUUAUUCUGAAGGACCGAGGUUUAUUGUUAGAGUUGAUAUCAGAGGCAGAAAGAAAGGGAUUUAAAGGUUUAGUUAUUACAAUAGACUGUGUGGUUCUUGGCUAUAGGCCUUCUGAAAUCAAAAACAAGGAUGCUCUGCAGCCCCAUUUAGAGUUAGUAUACAUUAGCAUUAAAAUGGAGGCUUCGAGUCGAUUGGAAUCCUUUAAAAAUUUUGUAAGCGAUACAUUCGACAGUUCACAAACAUGGAAGGAUAUCGCUUGGCUGAAAACUGUAACAAAAUUACCAAUAAUCACGAAAGGUGUAUUAAACAAGGAGGAUGCCAUUGAAGCAUUGCAAUCUGGCGUUGACGGUAUUUGGGUAUCUAAUCAUGGCGGAAGAAACUUGGACACAGUUCCAGCCACGGUUAGCCAUUCGUUUCAGAUUGAUGUUGUUUCGGAGAUAAUAAAAGUUGUUAAUGGUAGAUGUGAAGUUUAUCUAGAUGGGGGAAUCAGAAGUGGCUUGGAUGUAAUGAAAGCCUUAGCUAUGGGUGUUACUGCAGUAUUUGUUGGAAGGCCCAUAUUAUGGGGAUUAGUAUGUGAUGGAAAAACUGGUGCAGAAAAAGUACUGAGAAUUUUAAACCAGGAACUGAAAAUAGGCAUGAUGCUCUCAGGUAAAAAAUAG
Messenger RNA from Lottia gigantea (owl limpet), 1053 nucleotides. RefSeq lists its product as hypothetical. NCBI's taxonomy places the organism in Eukaryota, Metazoa, Mollusca, Gastropoda, Lottiidae. Gene Ontology annotation, molecular function: FMN binding; oxidoreductase activity. The record is from RefSeq and is a predicted model, not a curated record. The transcript has 7 exons. The coding region runs from base 1 to 1053 and encodes 350 amino acids.